This is a messenger RNA of Tachyglossus aculeatus (Australian echidna), 1732 nucleotides long. RefSeq names its product nipsnap homolog 1 (gene NIPSNAP1). The transcript is spliced from 10 exons. Lineage: Eukaryota; Metazoa; Chordata; Mammalia; Monotremata; Tachyglossidae. Bases 26 to 889 code for a protein of 287 amino acids. The record is from RefSeq and is a predicted model, not a curated record. Gene Ontology annotation, cellular component: mitochondrion.
CGCUCCGCCCCAGCGCCGCCCCAACAUGGCGCUGCGAAUCUGCCGCCGCCGCCGCCUCCUCCUCCUCCCCGGGCCGCCAACGCCGCCGCCGCCACUGCUCGGGGACCGGACCGGGGCCCCGACCGCCGCCAGGGGGUACGCCAAGGAUGGAGAAGGCAGCUGGUUCCGCUCGCUCUUCGUUCACAAAGUGGACCCCCGCAAGGACGCCCACUCCACCCUCCUGUCCAAGAAGGAGACCAGCAACUUGUAUAAGAUCCAGUUUCACAACGUGAAGCCGGAAGCCUUGGACGCCUACAACGGGCUGACGGAGGAGGUGCUACCCAAGCUGCACUUAGACCCGGAUUAUCCCUGCGCUCUGGUGGGCAACUGGAACACGUGGUACGGAGAACAGGACCAAGCUGUGCACUUGUGGCGUUUCUCGGGGGGCUACCCUGCCCUCAUGGACUGCAUGAACAAGCUAAAAAGGAACAAGGAGUACCUGGAGUUCCGGAAGGAGAGGAGUCAGAUGCUGCUGUCCCGCAGGAACCAACUGCUCCUUGAGUUCAGCUUCUGGAACGAGCCCCAGCCCCGGACGGGCCCCAACAUUUAUGAGCUGAGGACCUACAAGCUGAAGCCGGGGACCAUGAUUGAGUGGGGGAACAACUGGGCUCGAGCCAUCAAGUAUCGCCAGGAGAAUCAGGAGGCCGUGGGCGGCUUCUUCUCGCAGAUUGGGGAACUCUAUGUGGUUCACCACCUCUGGGCCUACAAGGAUCUUCAGUCCCGGGAGGAGACCCGCAACGCGGCCUGGCGGAAACGGGGAUGGGACGAGAACGUGUAUUACACAGUCCCGCUGGUCCGGAACAUGGAGUGUCGGAUUAUGAUUCCCCUGAAGAUCUCUCCCCUCCAGUGACCGCAAGACCCGCCUUGACUCUGGCCGGGGGGACGACGAACCCUAACCCCUCCCCGCCCCCCCAUGAUUUCGUGAUCCGUCCCCUCGCCCUGCUCCCCCCGUUACCUCAGUUGGGGAGGAACUAAAUAAAAAUCCAGCGAGGUGGUGGUCAGUUUACAGUUUAGCCUCCUCACCUCAUUUCCUCCCUCCCCGCCACCAAACCCCCCCAUUUUGGCCGCUGUCCGAGAGGCGCCUCCAAGGCCGGUGGAAUGGGAUCAAGAGGAGCCAUUCCUCAUCAACUUCCAGGGAUCCUGCCCUUUUCCCCAGCUUCGUCCCCCUUCCCCGGAAUACCCAGACCAAACUGUGCGUGCACAGAGGCAGAGUGUCCAGUGGUUAGAGCUGGCUCCCCACACCUCCCUGCUGUCACCUAAGUUAAAAUGUUUCCACUUUGCUUUCCCUUUCUCUCUCUUUCUUCUGCUUAGUGACCUCUGGGCAGCAGAGAUGGGGCGGGGGACAGAGGACUGUUCAAAAUAGGGGGAAAGUCAGGAAAAGGGGGGCUCACCCGCCACGCCCCAGCCCCAAGAUUCAGCCGCCGAAGCUUCCCCAAGACCAUCCGAUGAGAUGCAUCUCUGUUCUCGGCCGGGCGGGAAAAUUCCCUACUGACCGAUGGGGCUGUAUUUCGGUAGAUUCCCGUCCUUAAAGAGUGGGAUGAUUCCCUCCCCAUAUCUCUGUCCCAAGUCCAAGGCUCCCUUCCCCGCAGAACUACUGUCAUUGUCACCCUUUGCAAGGCUCUGAGAUGCGAGAAGGGUGAUUUGGGUCCAUUCCCCUCGGGGCGAACGUGUAAUUAAAUAUUUAAUAUCAUAA